This is a messenger RNA of Schistocerca piceifrons (Central American locust), 1302 nucleotides long. RefSeq lists its product as uncharacterized. Lineage: Eukaryota; Metazoa; Arthropoda; Insecta; Orthoptera; Acrididae. The record is from RefSeq and is a predicted model, not a curated record. Gene Ontology annotation, molecular function: cysteine-type peptidase activity; deNEDDylase activity. Gene Ontology annotation, biological process: proteolysis.
AUGUCUUCAGUUUUGUCCAACUAUACAGAACUUCAGGAACUUUUUCUAAAUAUUUCAAGAAAUGACAAUUCAGACACUGGGGCCAAAGCAAAUGGCUUUUGGAUUAAUAUGCAGAGAUAUGAUUUCUUUUUCAUGUUAUCACUUUUGGUAAAAUUGUUUGGUCACAUUGAUACCGUAAACAUAGCACUACAGAGGAAAUCCCUACACUUAGAGGAGGCCAAUAAGAUGAUUUCCACUCUUGUAACUUCUAUUACAUUUAUGAGAAACAAUUUGGAAUCAUUCUGGGGUGAAGUAACUUCAAAAUGUCAAGAUAUGGAUGUUGAUUUCCCAAAAUUACCCCGUAGAAGAAAAGUCCCUAAGAAAUAUGAUGACUCCAUCAAUUCAACUGUAGAAACAUUCACAGAAGUAUGUGACAAAUAUAGAAGAUUGUAUUAUAAAACAAUGGAUACAUCCAUCAGCUUCUUGGAAUCACAGUUCAAAACUCAAUCAUUCAUGUUUGUAAAUCAACCUGAACAAUUUCUUCUUGAGGCUGAUUAUUUUCCCCGAAGUGCAGCUUUCAAGUUGGGCAGCAAUGGCCAGAGAUCAAGUUGUCUGAGCUUUCAUGAUACACUGUUGCACAGAUCUGACAUUGAGCUAUUAACAGGUCCAUACUGGUUAAAUGAUACACUUAUAAGUUUUCAUUUGAAUACUUACAAGGGUGUUAUUCAUGAAUCAAAAAGAUUAUUAUUCAUUGGACCAGAAGUAACACAAUGUCUAAAGGUAUCACCAUUUGAGGAAAUAAAUGUGUUUUUGGACCCACUAAAUGCAAAAGAAUAUAAAUAUAUUUUCCUUGCAUUGAAUGAUUCUGACAUAGUUGAGACAACUGGUGGUACCCACUGGAGUUUGCUAGUUUACUGCAAGCUGGAAGAUACAUUUUUCCAUUUUGAUUCUUCUUCUGGCUUUAAUAAUCAUCAUGCAAAAGUAUUGGCAGAUGGACUUUCAAAGUAUUUCUCUCCAAUUGCUAAAUCUGUCUUUAUUGAAGCACCAUCUCUCCAACAGACCAAUUCUUAUGACUGUGGGGUUCAUUUACUGUGUAAUGUCGAUCACAUUAUAGGGGUGUCUAAACAAUGUAAGAGCUUAAGAGACAUUGGUUUAGUAAACAGAAUGAUUGUAAAUACAAAGAGAAUGGAAAUUUUGGGCUUGAUUGAAACUCUUUCAGAAAGAGUGAAUAAAAAUCUUAUGUACAUUGUGUGUAUAUUAUCUGAUUUAUUGUACCCGUUGUAUACCAUGCAUGGAAUUGUACAUUAAGAAAAACCUGCACAU